Kwoniella mangroviensis CBS 8507 is the source of this 810-nucleotide messenger RNA. RefSeq lists its product as uncharacterized. NCBI's taxonomy places the organism in Eukaryota, Fungi, Basidiomycota, Tremellomycetes, Tremellales, Cryptococcaceae. The transcript has a single exon. The record is from RefSeq and is a predicted model, not a curated record. The coding region runs from base 1 to 810 and encodes 269 amino acids.
AUGUCUUCAAGUGGCUCAUUCACUUCUACAAUCUCCUCGCACCCAGCUGGUAGUAUACCUGUAAGAGGUGUUGGGCCUUUCGACGAAAGUCAAAAAGUUACUUUGCUGUUCUAUGCCUGUGCGACAGACGGUAGCCGGAUCGAGCUUGGCAGAAGUGGCGUAAUCUCAUUAAAAUCCCAGGAUGAAGCUGAGUCUGCGACCCAACAGCAAAUAGGGUCUUUUGUCUAUCCCAGUUUAAACCUAUGCCACAGAGAGACUUGGGAUCCUUCCGUCGAAGUAUCUAAAUAUAGUCAACAGAGCGCUCGUUUAUUUGUAGACGAAACAGCAUCAAAAUAUCGCAUUUAUCAUGAAGUAGACGCUUCGGCUCUUUGUGAAGCUAGUGCCGCUCAUACUUUAUCCUUUUUCAAACCAGGCGACAAAGUGACAGAUGCUUUGUAUUUGAGGAACGAGGAUGCUUUGAAUUCCCUUUCUGAUGAAGGAAAAUGGCUAAAAGCUCAAUACAAUUCGUUCAGAGCCAAAGACGAUUUUCAUCUUGAAUUUACUCUUAACAGGGGUCAAUUCCUUGAAGCUCCGCCCCCAUAUCCUAGUGAAGAAGCUAAAGAUGUACCACCUGAGUUUGAUAGAGCUCGGUACAGACGGAACCUCGAAGCUACUUGGGGAGAUUCAACUGUAGGAGAUUUCUCAAAGGUUCAACAACCUGAAGAUUGGACUGUGCUCAUCCCUAUCAUCAGGCAUCGGUCCGCUCACAAUGCUACACUUCCGGAGCUUUUGGACGAUAAGUUAUCUGAUGUAGACGGACAGAAAGAUUGA